Ipomoea nil (Japanese morning glory) is the source of this 975-nucleotide messenger RNA. Its product is annotated as guanine nucleotide-binding protein subunit gamma 2-like. The transcript is spliced from 4 exons. Lineage: Eukaryota; Viridiplantae; Streptophyta; Magnoliopsida; Solanales; Convolvulaceae. Gene Ontology annotation, biological process: G protein-coupled receptor signaling pathway. The record is from RefSeq and is a predicted model, not a curated record. Bases 357 to 656 code for a protein of 99 amino acids.
UUGAGCCACGAGACGAGAAACACUACAGAUAAACCUAUGAGAACAAAGUUGAAAACACCCGUUUUCUUCUAUAGACUAAAUCAAACAAUUUUCUUUUUCCCAGAACAAAAAAUAAAAACGAAAAGUAAAACCCCUUUCCCCUCUAUAGUUUCUCUGGGAAAGCAUCUGCAGACUGCAGGGUCAGAGGCGUUCAGCUUCAGCAAUGAGAUAGCACUGGGAAAUUUUUUAUUUUUUUUGAAAAAUUUUGAAAAAAUGCCUCUGGGUUUCAAUUAAAAAUGAGGCCUUUUUACUGGUGUUUGGAAAUCUAGCGGCUAGUAGUUAAUGGUUCUUGAUUCCAUAGGGCUUUGAUCUCUGAGAUGGAAUCAUCCAACGGCUUAGAACGGCAGACCCGAUCGGCGGCUGAUACUGGAGGAGGGAAGCAUAGGAUUUCAGCAGAACUGAAGAGGCUAGAGCAAGAAGCUCGUUUACUGGAGGAGGAAAUGGAACAGCUGGACAAAAUGGAAAAGGCCUCGGCUGCUUGCAAAGAAAUGUUGCAUAACGUGGGAACAAAACCGGAUCCACUUCUCCCACAAACUAAUGGCCCGAUAAAUCCUUCUUGGGAUCUGUGGUUCGAAGGACCACAAGACGAAUCUAGUUGUGGAUGCUGGAUACUCUGAUUCUUCUCGGCUUAUUCAUCCAGACGUUUCGUCAUUGAUUGGAGAGUCAAUUGUUAAUCGAAGCUGCUAACUAUGAAGGGAAAUGGUGCAGGAACUUUUUUUUUUUUUUUUUUUUUUUUUGGUUUUGAAAUUGUAGGAAGCUGAAACCGAAAGAGAUUUGUUGCUUUGCUUAUGUUCAACUAAGUUGAACUAGGUUGGACUUCAUUUUAUGGUACAGCACAAGGUUGUCAGAAUAUUUGCUUUUGCUUAAAGCCUUUGAACUAUCCAAUUCUCAUAAUCUCUUUUUUUUUUCUAUAGUUUAAGUGUUUAACAUUAUAAA